GGGCUGGCGUCGACCCCGACGGGGAGCUAGGAAGCGACAUAUCAAGACUGGCUUGUUGGGUGAACUUGGUCAUGGUUCGCGACUGCUUGAGUCUGAACGACUGCCUGGUUGCCAAGACAGAAACAGCGUGUCAAGUCAUGCGGGCAUCGCUUGAAGCACAGAACGCGUCUUCCGAUGGAGUACCUACGGUCUUUUCAAUGGAGUGUUCUGGACACAGCGCCGUGCUCAACCUGAAGCCUAUAUUAUAUCACUUUGACGGGCUCGCCGCGUGCGUAGUCCGUUGCGGCCACCUUUGCCAGAGCUGGAGGGCGUCGGCGCGCUAUUCGCAGGCUUUGGACUACGAGAUCGACCAUAGUUUCGAGUUCAAGCGCGUGGAGGCGCUGCCUGAGGGACACCAUGCGUGGCGCGAGUUCGCCCAGAAAGUGUUGGACUUGAGCGGGUUCGGCCUGGCGACCGAGGAAAAGGAUGAGAUUUUGAAAUACGACAACGGUGCGAAGCAGACCGUCAAAGCUGGAAAAGUCGUUGAUUACAUGAAUGGUGACAUUGAUGGCGCCUCGAACUUGAAGGUUCUUAUCCUGCAGGGGCCGCUCCAGGUUUACCUCAAUAAAGUGUUCAAGUGCGAGGCUGAUACUACUAAGUUCGUUGAACUAUCAAUGUCUACGCCAGCGGCUGGGGGCCCAGCUCCUGGGCCGAACUCCUCGCUGCAAGACGCGCUCAAGAAGUCAUGCUCCCGCAACUUGGACAUUAUGACGGGCGUUCUGGGUCGGUCUGUCGUCAGGAACUACGCAGACGCUCUCUUCAGUUAUGACGAUAAGCUCUGGUCGGGCGUGGAAUGGGACAGAGCCGAUCAGUUCGAGAUGGCUGGGCGAUUGAUGGCGAGCAUGGGGCAAUCUUGGCGCAGAUUGGUUUUCCGCUGCCAGCAGCCGAAGUUCGAACUACUUCGUGUCUGCGACGACGGCUUCUCAAGUGAUGAUAUCUCCGGAAUGAUCGGCCCGCUCUGUGCUAAAGGCGAUGCUUGCGACCAUUGCCUCGGCGACUGGUCGAUUGUCUGGCUGAGGCGCCUCAAGGAGCAGCCCCUCAGAACGCGCGAUGCCCUUAUUGCUAUGGUUGCCGCUAUGCCGCCGUCCAGCGCCAAGGCCAUGGCCGACCACGCGUCUGCUGAGGUAUCCCAGCGCAUGGACGACGUGCUUGACGGGCAGGCCACGCUCCUGGACGCUCGUGGCAGUAGCAGCGCAGGCAAACGCAAAUUUGGGACGCUCCGCCAUUUCGAGUACAAUGAGGCGCUCCAGAGGAUACAAGCUGAUAGUUCGUGGGCCGCUGGGGCAGCGCUGGACCACCCGUGGAAGGUUCUACGACCAGACUUGGUGAACAACAUUUUGACCAUGAAGGGGGUUCAAGAGCGUCUAUCCAAACACUUUGACAACAGCGACGUUCCCGUGCCGAACCCCCCAGGGGCUGCGCAGCCCAGGUUGGCCUGCUGCGCGGUGUACGGUGGUCUCUGUUGUACUCGGGACGAUGUUAAGACAGUGGGUACAUUUGUGAAAAAUCUUCAUUCGCAAAUUCGAUCAUUGAAGCUCCCAGUGCUCGUGCAGGUCGCUGGCCCAGCUGGAAUCGCAGCAGAGAAACAUUUUCUGAUAGACAAGUAUGGGGCUGGGGCACUACACGUCCUGGCUCGAGCGCAGCAAACCCUAGGCGAUCCUCAGUGCUUCAAGCUGUCCUUCGAGCCUGGGCUGAUGGGAGCGGCACUGUCGACGUCGCACAUGGUUGGCAAUCGAGUGAUGGCCAACGCUGCGAGGAGACUGAAUAAAGAUUCCAUCCUGGACUUGGAGACGGUGCAGAUCACUAUAUACGACGUGGUUGAUGCUGGUGAUACUUUCGAUAAGUACUGCGUGCGAGUGACUGGCAUCAAUGUGCAGAGGGCCUUGCCACUCGCAUCCAAGCUGAAGUCGCAGACUGCAGAGGCAAAGAAAGACGCCAUCCCCUUCGGGCUCGGCAAGGUCAAGGGCGCCAACCCCGACAUGGCCAUCGUCAAGGUGAAGGCGAAGGGCCCAGUGAAGGAUGCCGCCCACGCUGGCGGAGAUUCGGAGAGCGAGUCGAAACAUGGCAGUGAUGACGAGGUCGACUCUGAGAGCGGGGA
Prorocentrum cordatum is the source of this 2137-nucleotide messenger RNA. Lineage: Eukaryota; Dinophyceae; Prorocentrales; Prorocentraceae. The record is from the annotation of a GenBank genome assembly.